Messenger RNA from Adineta steineri, 747 nucleotides. NCBI's taxonomy places the organism in Eukaryota, Metazoa, Rotifera, Eurotatoria, Adinetida, Adinetidae. The record is from the annotation of a GenBank genome assembly.
AUGCGUGGAGCAUUUCUUUUUGCUUGUCAAUCACGCUCGAUGCCGACAAUUUUAGCUUUACUCGAUGCUGGUGCAUCUGUUAACAAAUAUGGUUCAUGUUCUCUCGCCUAUGCUGACUCAUUUAUACAUAAUAUUUCUAUCCAUUAUUCAUCCACAGUCUGGCCAGUCUCUUGGGAGAAUCUCUAUCCCAUUCACUAUGCCAUUGUUGAUAAUAAUCUCGAAUUAUUACAAAAACUUAUUACUCCCGAUACAAACAAGUUAGUAACAAAUCAGUGGUUCAGUCCUUUGCAUAUAGCAUGUCUUUUCAAUCGAUCUAUAACAAUGAUUGAUCUAUUGCUUUCCUAUGGAGAUGCUAAUGCUGCAAUAGUAGCCAAAACAAGUAAUAACAAGUUCCCUGAUGAGCUUGCAACGGAUUCAAUAAUAAUCGAAUAUCUUCGACCUACACGUAUGUCCAUUUACACAGAACAAGAGAAAAAUCGUCAGAAGAAGCUUGAAGCAGGAACUAGUUUUCAAAUUUUUAUUAAAACUCUUACAGGUAAAAGCUUGAUAAUUACUGUUAUGAAAGAGGAUACUGUCGAAGAUUUGAAGAUAAAAAUUCAAGAUAGGGAAGGUGUUCCACCUGAUCGUCAACGAAUUAUAUACGGAGGAAAGCAACUACAAGAUGAUCUUACACUUUUCGACUACAAUAUUUCAAAAGAUGCUACACUUCAUUUGGUACUCAGGUUGCCUGGUGGAUGCUGUCAUUGA